Messenger RNA from Chelonia mydas (Green sea turtle), 6019 nucleotides. It is a transcript of the gene FKRP, whose product is annotated as fukutin related protein. Gene Ontology annotation, cellular component: Golgi apparatus. Gene Ontology annotation, biological process: protein O-linked glycosylation via mannose. The transcript is spliced from 4 exons. The record is from RefSeq and is a predicted model, not a curated record. The coding region runs from base 902 to 2410 and encodes 502 amino acids. Lineage: Eukaryota; Metazoa; Chordata; Testudines; Cheloniidae.
CCCACUCCCCAAAGUACUCUUCUCUCUGUCCCCCCCAGGGCAGAUCCCUUCUUAGCACAGAGCUGAGACUCCAGUCUGGUUUGGAUGAGGACAAAUCAAAGCCUGCCUCGUCUCCCCAGCCAUGAUGCUGGAACAUUUGGUCUGUCGCCUUAGCUCCAUACCAGCCCCUAUUCAGAGCAGUCACUGUCCCUUCCUCUCAACUAUUCAGGGUGGUCACCAUCUCCUUUCCCCCUCUACUUCCUUAUCUAGGACAAUUGCCUGCCUUACCCCAAAUCCACCACCGGUUGGUAUUCAGGUUUAUCAGUGUGCUUUACCUGUCUUACCUAGGAGGACUCACAGGGCUGCCUCCAGAAAUCUCGAGAUUUUUGGCUGUGGCAAAGGAGCCAAGUCCAGAAGCGCUGUGAAAUUGGGGUGGAAUAGACAUAGAGGAAGCAGAGAGAUGGGACUCUGUCCAGAUAUCCUUGGGCCCCACUCUUACACAAAUUCACGUACAUUCAAGCAUCAGUCAUUUCCCUGAGUUAAAAAUAUAUAAUGUAAUGUCAACUUUUUUCUUCUUCUCAAAAGCCAGAAACUAGGAGGAGUAAGAUAUAGUACUGGUGAAAGGGGCCAGAUUGACAACCCCGGAGACAUCCCCAUGAGUACAGCACAGGCAACUAGAGAACCAACUCCCUCAAAACGCACUACACUGGGUGCCUUCUCCCUUCCCUGGAGGGACCCAGUUUAGAGGGUCCCCUUUCUCCGAUGUCCUUGGAAGAGAAGGCAGGGUGACCAGCAAGUCAGCUGAGUUGGGAUGGAUGAGCCCAGAGCCUCCUGGGGAAGCAAAUGCCUCUGGCUGCCCCGUGCAGAGACCACAGCCACAUAACAUCGUUCCCCAGGUGAACAGACCCAGCUGCCUGGCAAGAUGCGCAUCACGUUCUGCCAGGGGGUCCUAGCGCUCGCCAUUGUCAUCAAUCUGCUGAUACUGUACUACGUCUCGAGGCUGCAGCAGCGGAUGUUGCAUAGACACAGAGACCACGUCCAGCCUAGCUCCCGGCUGCUGCCUGUCCCCCAGAAGCUCGGGGUGACCGUCAUCAUCAGGGAGUUCGAGGACUUUGAGAACUACGUCCCUGGUGUGGUGCAGUCCUUCCUGAAGCAGAAGCCGGAGCAGCCAGUCAUGGUAGCAGCAGAUACCUUGCCGUACCCUCCGCUUGUAUUACCGGAUGUUCCCAACGUCCAGCUGGUGAUCCUCAAGCCAGCCCCUGACCAGUCUGCCCAUGUGUCCAGGCCUGAGAUGUACGUGAAGACAGAGUAUGUGGCCCUGGUGCCUGAUGGGGUCAAGGUUGAUUCCACAAGGCAGCUGGAUCGUAUGUUAGAAGAGUUCAAAGCCAACCAGGGCAGAGUUCAAAUGGUGGCAGCGCCCGUGCAGUCCCUCGCUCCCCUCCAUUGCUUGAACCUGAAGGUCAGCCUUAGAAAGUGGACUGCUGAAUACAGUGUAGCGCCUUCCACCAGGGUCUGCACAGCCCUGAAGGGAGACGCCGUGAUUCUGCUGCGCACAAAGGAUCUCUUCAACCUUUCCACUCCCUUGGCCAAGCCCCUGCUGACCUCCCUCUUCAUCCAGACAUCACUGCGGGGCUGGACGGUCCGAAUCCUUGAUGUCUCCUUCUCCUCAGCCCACCAGCCUCUGCUCAGCUCCUCACACAACCAGUGGAAGGCAGAGAACCGCGCCAAAGCCAGCCGGCUGCAGCUCUUCCGAGACUUCGGCAUCAAGCGGGUUCUCCUGGAGGAUGGGAAGCAGCAGUGGUUUGGGUGCAGCAAAGAGACGCCGCGUUGCUUCAGCACCGUCCAUGAUGACACGCCGGAAUAUCUCUAUCAGAACCGCUGGACCCCGCCUUGCUGUCUACAGGCCCUGAGGGAGACGGCAAAGUACGUCAUCAACGUCUUGGAGACGUCUGGGGUUCGGUACUGGCUGGAAGGCGGGACGCUCCUAGGAGCUGCCCGACAUCAGGACAUCAUCCCAUGGGAUUAUGACGUGGAUCUAGGGAUAUACCUGGAGGACAUUCCCAACUGCGACCUCCUCAGGAAUGUAGAGUCUGGCUCCAUCGUGGAUGAGAAGGGCUUUGUCUGGGAGAAGGCCAUCGAGGGCGACUUCUACCGUGUGCAAUACAGCGAGCACAACCACCUGCACGUUGACCUCUGGCCCUUCUACCCCAAGAAUGGGCUGAUGACCAAGGACACGUGGAUGGACCAUCGGCAGGAUGUGGAGUUCCCGGAGCACUUCCUCAAGCCCCUGUUACCCCUGCCAUUUGCUGGCUUCACAGCUCUGGCACCCAACAACUACCGGAGUUUUUUGGAGCUGAAGUUCGGCGCAGGUGUGAUCGAGAAUCCAGAGUAUCCAAACCCAGCACUGAAGAAGCUGGAUAAGGGGAAAUAAGCAAGGACUCUGGCUUCUGCCUCUGCAUUGGGGCCCAAGAGAGCAUCAGACUCUGAGGCCCAGGGAGCAGGGAUCCCUCUCUCCUUCUGCACAUAUCCCUGAUGCCAACAGAAGGGAGUCAUUCUGGUUUGAACCAUGCUGCUGCUAGGGCAGCUGUCUGCCCACUGCUGCUGGUACGGCCCACUGAAGCCAGGAGAGUUUACCCUCACCUCUGGGGCUGGGGGGAUUGUCUGAAGGGCUUGUGGCUGUUCGGAGGUGAGACACUUUGAACACAAAGACAGGAGAAUUAACAAAGCAACCCAGGAGAGGCCUCACAGAGAUGCCGCCUCAGCGCAUCUCCCGAACUCGCUGGGUCGCUGGCGGGGCUCUCUGCUUUCUAGCAAAGGUCUGCAGUUCAUGGAUUGUUUGUGGGCUGCUCUCUGAGAGGAAGCGCAAAGCCACAGCUGUUUUCAAUCAGCGGGAAGAGUACAAACUUAAUGCCUGUCCCCCUUGCCUCCUCAUUUAGGUGCUGGAGAUCUGUUACCCAUCUGGGGCUUAAAGUGGGGGGACAGCUGUGGCAUCAUGCACAACUUCAGGCUACCUAGAAGGAAGCACUUGAACAGGGAGAAUAAUUAGUCAGUGAGGCUGUGCCCUGCUUUGGGAGGCUCUGAAGCUGCUGACACUAGAGAGAGACAGAAGCUUACAACCGAUGACAGGCGGUGGCUGGGGAUCUGCACCAUAAGAGAGGGGGGAAGGGGACUAAUCGAUCCAAUAGGUUCUGUCCAACCCUCUUAUCCAUCACUGUAACCUGUUUAGCUUGAACCGCAGCAGCGCUUGGGAAUUUACUCACCCUGCCUGAGGCCUAGGCCUGAGAACAAGGCCUGGCAGGGAGGUGCAACUGUUUAGUAUUGGUGAUACACUUUGAGACCCGUCCUGCUCUCACUGAAGGUCAUGGGAGGUCAGAGAUUGACUUCAGCAGGGCUCAGAUUAGAGUCUCAUCCUAAAUUUGCAAAGUGUGGUCCUUAUCAUGGUGAUUGGCUAUAAAUGACCCCAGAAAAUCAAGAGCCCAACAUGGGAUAUUGCAGACAUAUUUAUAACCACAGCUGGUUCUGUUUCAUGCGUUUACAGCAAGGUCUUUUACUUGCUCCUUCAAAACGGUGCAGUCCCAAGGAAUCGAGGCCCAGCAGGUAGGUUGUGGGAGGAUCUGCAGCUCUAGAACGUGGGUCUGCUGGUCCCUGAGCAACUGCUGCAUUCACACAGCCAUGAGACAACUCUGGCUGAGCAGCAGUCGACAGGCUGUGGGCCGUGUGGGCCCAAGCACCACAGGACAUGCUGCCCACAGAAUCUGACUGACAGUGCUCCCAGAGUCCCUGAUUGGUCCAGGCAUGCUACUUAAGCCUGGAGGGAACACCAGGAAGUUGUCUGUGAAAGUAGGCAAAUCCCCAGCCGGCUUCUAGAACAGACCUCGCUCCUAUCUGGUUCCCAGCCUUGCCCCAGCCCUGCCACAGCCCAUUCCCUAUCCUGGCAUUUGACUCCCGCUCUGAUCCUCCGCUCUGGUUGCUAGCGUCUGACUUCGACUCCACCCACUAGACCUAGCUGCCCAUGCCCUGGCUGAGCCACGGCUCGGUUUUUUAAGAAAAAGGGAAAGGAAAAGAUGACGAUCUGUACAGCCAGGAGUUGAAAUGUUCUCAUGUAAAGAUUCAGUGGGAUGUUUUGGUUUAGUUUAAGCCUUCCCUUUAUAGUUCUGGGAACCCAAACAGGGCCGUGUGGGAUUAAUGUGGCAGAACGAGGAACCGAAACUGCCUCUAAACAAGAAGUGAAAAUAACCAGCCACGUUUCGUUGUCCCAAGCUGAACAAAGGGUAGAAACGUAACUAAACUGCCUCCACGGUGUAAAGGAAAUUGAGUUUAUUAACCCUUUGUUUUACAAUCAUACAUACAAUAUCAGGGUUGGAAGGGACCUCAGGAGGUCAUCUAGUCCAACCCCUGCUGAAAGCAGGACCAAUCUCCAAUUUUUGCCCCAGAUCCCCUAAAUGGCCCCCUCAAGGAUUGAACUCACAACCCUGGGUUUAGCAGGCCAAUGCUCAAACUUUUACUCAUAGAAGGCAUCAGGAGUAACAGAAAUGCAAGAAUUUAAUAACAAGAAAAUCCCAGGGGAAGCAUCCAACUGUGAGCCAGGAGAUUUGAGUUCUAUUCUCUAAUGCCCUGUGUGACGUAGGACAGCUUACUUCCUCUCACCUGCAGACUAGAGCUAAUUUUACUUCCCUCCCUCUCCCAUGGGGACGCAUGAAGCUUGCUUCGUGUGUGGAAAGCUGGGGAUCUUCAACUGAAAGGCAAAGUUCUUCAUAUAAUUUGAAUAUGUUUACAGAAAAUCUGGUCCAGCAGUCAGUAGCGCCAGCCCCGUGUGCUUAAAAAUCACGAGAGUGGCGUAAGACUCAUGAGAUUUUAAAGAAUAGUAAAUGUUGGGGUCUGCUUUCUGGUUAUUAAGCCUUUAGGGGGCCCUUGGAUCAGGUUUUCAAGCUUUUGUGUGUAAGCAUGAGGAUAGACACUUUUUCUUUUUCAGUGAAACCUGAGAUUUUCACCAAUCACAGUUCCUGGACCUGUGGCUUCAGUAUCUAAAUGCUACAAGACACAAGAGUUGGCAACACUGAUUAGUGCAGACAAUGCAGUAGAAAUGCCGUCAAAACCCCUCCUAGUUGCUCUACCUAUAACAUUAUCUUCUGCUACUGAAAAGGAGCCACAGUAGUCUUUGCCCUAAAGGAUCACAGUUAGAAAUGUAUCAGAGUAGCAGCCGUGUUAGUCUGUAUUCGCAAAAAGAAAAGGAGUACUUGUGGCACCUUAGAGACUAACCAAUGUAUUUGAGCAUAAGCUUUUGUGAGCUACAGCUCACUGCAUUGGAUACAUACUUAGAAAUUUAGUGAGAGGAGCAGAUUAAUUUGACUCUUGCUCCAUUCCCCAUACCCACACAGGCUUGAAGUCAAUGGAAGUUUUGCCUCAGGAAAGACUGUUGACCUAGUCCCUUCAUUUGUGGAGUUCAGGACAAAGUCCUGACAAGGGUGUUAUUUUAAAUAAUCAUUAAAACUCAAAGUGAUUUUCCCGUCUGAUUUUCUUGGCAUCUCCUGCCAAUCUGGUUCAGACUUUGUUUUGAUCACAUAUGGGGCUGUGAACAAUGUCAGAGUUUAAGCCACCAUAUCUUGACCUCCUUAAAUCCAGAUCCUCAAAAUAUUUAAGCACCUAACUCAUUAAUUUCAGUAGAAGUUAGGAAUCUAAAUACCUUUCAAUGAUAGUACCUUUCACUAAGUCUUGGAGCACGGGGGAAGUUCCAGAAGACUGGAAGAAAACUAAUAUUGUACCAAUAUUUUAAGAAGGUAAAUGCGAUGACCCAGAUAGUUAUAGACCUGUCAGUCUGAUAUCAAUCCUGUGGCUGACGUGGGAGGGUAAUAUGAUUAAUGCCAAUCAACAUGGGUUUAUGGAAAAUAGAUCCUGUCAACCUAACUUGAUCUCUUUUUCUGAUGAGAUCACAAGUUUGGCUGAUAAAGAUAACAGUGUUGAUGUAACAGACUUCUUAUGAGGCUUUUGACGUCGUACCUUAUGACAUUUUGAUUAAAAAACUAGAAAGAUAUAAAAUUAA